CAAGCUCCGGGCGGGACGCUCGUGUCCAGUCGGCCGUUGCUCGCCCUGUCGACCCGCACGCGCAGCACCCCGCACCCAUGAAGCCCCCGCCGAUGAAGCCCCGAGCUGCCAGAGUGAGGCGGAAAGUGGCCCGAGACAGAGAGCAUGUACUGGCGCGUCGGCUUUGCCUGGACGCGGUCGUGUGUGGUCGAUCUUAGCCAGAACCAGAGCUUCUCCUCCGGCCUGCUGGGCUCCGAUGAGCAGCUCUCGUUUUCCGGGUACAUCGUCGCCUGCCCGCUGCAGGACCACGGCGGGAUAAUGUCGGCGUUGGGCUCGGACUCGUGGUGGCGGAAGACGCUGUAUUUGACCGGAGGGGCUCUGCUCGCCGCCGCUGCUUAUCUGCUGCACGAGCUGCUGGCCAUCAGAAAAGAGGAAGAGCUGGACUCCAAAGAUGCCAUCAUACUCCACCAGUUCUCCAGGCCCAAAACUGGCGUCCCCUCCUUGUCCCCUUUCUGCCUUAAGAUGGAGACCUACCUCCGUAUGGUUGACCUGCCCUACCAGAACUACUUUGAUGGGAAGCUCUCGCCACAGGGAAAGAUGCCGUGGAUCGAAUACAACCAGGAGCAGGUGUGCGGUACAGAGUUCAUCAUCGACUUCCUGGAGGAGAGGCUGGGCGCGAGCCUCAACAUGAGCCUGACGCCACAGGAGAAGGCCAUGUCGCGUGCCAUCACCACAAUGGUGGAGGAGCAUUUGUACUGGACCAUAGCUUACUGUCAGUGGGUGGACAACCUGGAGGAGACCCAGAAGAUGCUGUCUGUGAGCGGGCCGCUGAGCGACCUGCUCAAGUGGAUCCUGAGUCACCUGACCGGUGGAAUCGUCAAGAGGGAGAUGUACGGACACGGGAUCGGACGUUUCUCUCCAGAGGAGGUUUACGGCCUGAUGGAGAAGGACAUGCGCACCCUGGCCACUCUGCUAGGUGAUAAGAAGUACCUUCUGGGCUCGAAGCUCUCAACAGUAGACGCCGCCGUGUUCAGUCACCUGGCUCCUGCCAUGUGGACGCUGCCGGGAACACGGCCGGAGCAGCUCAUCAAAGGUGAGCUCAUCAACCUCGCCAUGUACUGCGAGCGCAUCCGCCGGCGGUUCUGGCCCGAGUGGUUCGUGGACCUGGAGGACUUCUGCUACAGCGACUCCACAGAGGGCGGCGACUCUAAGCUCCCCGAUUUGGGCCUCUACUCCUGCUCAGACACUUUCCAGGAGGACACGCACACACACACUUCCCACACUCAUACGCCAAAGGACCCUCUGUCGCCCGUCAGCGACCCGACCGGUCACUCGCUGUACGACUCCGACAUGGACACGGAGUGCUCUGAGAUGGACCCGCUCAAGUGUUGACCACACAUCCGGGUGUAGCAGGCCACUCACCGCACAUACGCACACGCCGCCAGGAGGGGAGCGGCAUCCCACCUCUCCACACGCCCCCCUACCUCUGUGAACAGAACUAAACUGGCUCGUUGGUGUCUCCUGCGUCGGUGGAGAAGUCGAGGUCCGACCUGGAGCGGAGGAGAGAUCGGGUCAAAGGGGAACCAAAGGUGACGAGAUCAAAGAACGAGGGAGCAGAAAGGUUGCAGGGGAGGGAAAAGAGAACGGAGAGCGAGACUCUAAGACCAGGAGUGAAUGACGCCGCCGCCGCCGCCGCCGCCGAGGAACUCCUCCACGUGGUUCGACGUCAUCCGCGGUCACAACUUCGACCCGUUGACGCGUUGCCGGAACCAUGGCAACUAAAUGUGUGCGUGAGCCCCCCUUUUUUCGUCCACUCGCACCACCCGGCCAACUGAACCCUCAACGCCUUGUAUUGACAUGACAUCGACACGUAGGGUCCU
Messenger RNA from Cyclopterus lumpus (lumpfish), 1859 nucleotides. RefSeq names its product failed axon connections homolog, metaxin like GST domain containing a (gene faxca). Gene Ontology annotation, cellular component: cytoplasm. Lineage: Eukaryota; Metazoa; Chordata; Actinopteri; Perciformes; Cyclopteridae. Bases 145 to 1371 code for a protein of 408 amino acids. The record is from RefSeq and is a predicted model, not a curated record. The transcript has 6 exons.